Molecule: messenger RNA, 1145 nt
Organism: Anolis carolinensis (green anole)
Lineage: Eukaryota; Metazoa; Chordata; Lepidosauria; Squamata; Anolidae
Exons: 2
Coding region: 1-1125 (374 amino acids)
Source: RefSeq, a predicted model, not a curated record
AUGGGGAAGCUUGGUCCCUGCCGCCCUUUGCCUCUCUUCCCUCCCUUCCGUCCCUUCCCUUUCUUUCCUCUGUCCCCUUCCUUCCUUCCUUCCUUCCCUUCCUCUCUUCGUUUCCCUUCCUUCCCUCUUCCCUUCCUCACUCCUUCCCUUCCAUUCCCUUGCUUUGUUUCUCCUUCCUUCCCCUUCCCUUCCCUUCUCUCUCCCUUCUUUCCUCCCCUUUCUUUCUUUCCUUCUUCCCUUCUGUCCCUUUGCCUCUCCUCCUUCCUUCCUUCCAUCCAUCCAUCCAUCUUUCCCUUCCUUCCCCUUGUCUCUUCUUCUUCCUCAUUCCUUCCCUUCUUCCAUUCCCUCCUUUGUCUUUUCUUCUUACCCUCUCUUCUCUUUCCCUCUCUUCCUUCCUCCCUUCCUUCCUGCCUCCCUUCCUCACUCCUUUCCUUCUUCCUUUCCCUCCCUUUGUCUUUUCUCCUUCCUUUCCCUUCUUUUUCUCUCCCUUUCUCCCUCCCAUCCAUCCUUCCUUCCUCCCCUCUUUCAUUCUUUACUUCCUUCCCUUCCUUCCCUUCCUCUCCUUCCCUUUCUUCCCUUCCACCCUCUUUCCUCCCCUUGUCACUUCCUCUUUCCUUCCUUCCUGCUUCCCUUGUUAUUUCUUUCCUUCCUGCCUGCCUGCCUCCCUCCUUCCGUUCCCUCCCUUUGUCUUCCUCCCUUCCCUUCUUCCCUUCCUUCCUCUCCUCACCUUCCUUCCUCCUCCUCUGCAGCUCCCAUCAUCCCCAGUCCCAAUGCCUCCACACCAGACCCACGGCCUCCCCUUCUUUCCUUGCCACUGGCCAUUCUGCUGGGGACGAUGGGAGCUGCACCCUCCCAGGCGGACUCCGCUUCCCAUCGCCCUGGACCUGCUCGUCCAGUCCCGCUCCCGCCUUUGAUACCAAAGAGGAAAAAUCCGACGGAGGGGCGGUGUGUGUGUGUGUGUGGGGGGGGGGGGGGGUUUACCGCAGGAUGUCUUACGAUUCUCAUUCCCGUUGUUGUUGUUGUUUGUGGGUCGGGGGCGGUCCAGCCGAGGCCGGGACCAUUCUGUAUAAUUUAUUACACCUUUUUCUUAUACUUGGCAGAAUUGUAUUGUUUUAUGGGACAUAAAGAGAACGUGCAUUUUCCUA